AUGCCCAGCUCCGACACCAGCCGGCCUUGCAAGCGGUGCAAGGCCGAGAAUGCUCCGUUUAGUCUGCGAAAGGAUCCUGCAUGCCGCGAUUGCUUUGUUCAGUAUGUCGUCAACAAGAUGAUCAAGCGUCUCGGCGCCAUGCAUAAAGACAUCCGUGUCUCAAGGUUACCGGUUCAUCGCCGAUACUUGGCCGGUCUUUCAUUUGGUCCCUCAUCAAGUGUUCUUGCCCAGAUCCUUGAUGAAACGGCCCAUCGCCACUCAAUAAAUAAGGCAUCAUCACCAUUUGAACCCAUUAUUGUUCACGUCGACACGGACCUGUCACCACAGGGGGGAGAGUCCCCUGCUAGGAAGCUCCUUGAUGAGUAUCGUCAGCGCUUCCCGCACGCCACCUUCGAGUGUGUACCUCUCACAGAUGUCCUUUCUGUCAAGAGCAUAGAUUGGUCAACCUUACCCCUGGACGCUGGUAUGCCAGAUGAAGACCCAGCCGCCCGUCUCCGGAGGCUCUUCGAAGCUCUUCCCACCGUCACAUCGCGCGCCGACAUCCUCCGUCAGCUCGUCCGUCAUCUCCUCCUUCACACGGCCAUAGGGCGCUCUUGCUCAGCACUUCUGCUCGGCCACAGCACCACAGCCCUCGCCGCCUUGACACUUUCGGAGGUUGCUAAUGGGCGAGGCUUUGCAGUUCCACUGCAGGUCGCCGAUGGCAUGACCACGGUGUGCAAGUAUGAGGCGACACCGAACGGCGCUGUACAGGAGACCAGCCGGCUUGAGUUUCCCGUGUACUAUCCCUUGCGCGAGAUCUUUCGCAAUGAGAUGCUACAGUACAUCGACCUUGUGCCCUCGCUCAAAGAAGUUGUACCCUUAAAUGAGGCGGACGCCACAGCCAAUGUAGUCUCGCACAAGGAUAUGAGCAUCGAGGAGGUGAUGGCGCGAUACUUUCAGAGUGUCGAGGAAGGAUACUCGGGUAUCGUCGCCAACGUGGUCCGUACGACAGGGAAGCUGGAACGCUCGCAGGGGAAUAGUUUCUGUGGAAGUUGCGGCAUGUCACUCGAUGCUGAAGGUGACUCGCGAUGGGCGGGCGAGAUAGGGGAUGAUUCCGGCCACGGGUCCGGUUCUGGAGGCGUGAGCCGGCUGUGCUAUGGGUGUAAGCGAUCUAUUCACGGAUAG
Fusarium keratoplasticum is the source of this 1164-nucleotide messenger RNA. RefSeq names its product Cytoplasmic tRNA 2-thiolation protein 2. The record is from RefSeq and is a predicted model, not a curated record. The transcript is spliced from 2 exons. NCBI's taxonomy places the organism in Eukaryota, Fungi, Ascomycota, Sordariomycetes, Hypocreales, Nectriaceae. Gene Ontology annotation, biological process: tRNA wobble position uridine thiolation. Gene Ontology annotation, cellular component: cytosol. Bases 1 to 1164 code for a protein of 387 amino acids. Gene Ontology annotation, molecular function: sulfurtransferase activity; tRNA binding.